Messenger RNA from Geodia barretti, 2061 nucleotides. The record is from the annotation of a GenBank genome assembly. NCBI's taxonomy places the organism in Eukaryota, Metazoa, Porifera, Demospongiae, Tetractinellida, Geodiidae.
ACCGCCUACUGAGCUCGUCCGUGGAGUACGUGAGGCUGUAUCGUGAGCUGAUGCAGUACAACGGAUGGGACAAUGUAGCCGCCCUGUACGAUCCAAACAGAAAGUAUUUUCUUUCAACGUUUCACGAGUUCUAUGACACAGUCAAUGUCAGCUACAUCUCACCGGUUUCCGAGAAUAACGUCCCUCUAGCUGAUAUCUAUCUGAACUAUAGGAUAAUUUUUGUGUUUGUCGGGGCUGAGCUGGCACGCAACAUUCUCUGCCUGGCCUACCACUUUCAACCACCUCUGGGUUACCCAGUCUACCAGUGGAUAUUUCACGACAGAACGGUGGAUCAGCUCUGGCAAGAUGUGGCCUUCUCAUAUGCAGGCAAAGCCUACUCGUGUUCCAAACAGCAAAUGAUGCAAUCUACCGACGGGGUGAUUUUAAAUCUUUUUCGUCUCAAGAGGGAAAAUGCCUCGGCUGAAACGGAUGUGGGGUUGACUCUGCGGGAUUUCUAUGUAGCUUAUCAAAAACAGCUCUCUGAUCAUUUGGAGGAGGUUAACCUAACUCGGGAUCAGUAUGCACCGACAGCUGAAGAUUGGGCUCCUCUCUACUACGAUGCCGUGUGGGCAAUGGCUCUUUCCCUCACUCGAGCUCAGUCCGACCUGUUACGUCAGGAAAACUUGACCUUAUCUGAGUAUAGGUAUGGAAAUCCACGUGCAACAGCUCUUAUAAGACAUCAGCUUAGUUUACUCGAUUUCGAGGGUCUCACGGGGAGAAUUUCGUUUAGGAAUGAAACUCGUGACACUGCCACCACCGUGGACAUGUACCAGAUAGCAUACAACCAAUCAAAUGCCACUGCAGCUUCCUCUCUUAUUGGGUCAUAUGACGCAAGUGGGCUGCUUGUUUACCCAGCUGCAGAGUUUGUACCGAGUUCUUUCAAGAUCGUGCAGACAUACAUUCACCCAGCAGUUAGUGUUGUGAUUUUGGUUCCGAUUUUACUGUGCACAGGAUUCUUGUCUACUCUUCAUAUUCUCUACAUCUGUCACUUCAACUCCAGUCCAAUAAGAGCGUCUAGUCCAAGACUGUCCCAGCUCAUUUUCUCCGGAUGUUACCUCGUGAUGUUCCUGGCUUUCAUUCUUGUUCUCGUCACUUCAAAGUGGGUUGUCUCUCUCUUUGAUCCAUUGUCUCGGAACCAUUUCAUUGUGUAUGGCAUGUUCUGUUAUGUCACCAACUGGAGUGUAUCUGCUGGGUACACACUUAUACUCAGCUCAUUUGUUGUCCAGCUUUGGAGACUCUACAGCAUAUUCAACCGUCAUCAGAAGAAGCUUCGCUUUCUUUCAGAUGAGUUCCUUGUCUGCAUUGUCUUUGGGAUACUGGGACUCAACUGUGUGAUAAAACUGUGCUGGAUACUGACUGAUCCACCGUUGGAGGUGUUUCGAAUGGUGGAUGUAGUCGAGUCAUAUGAUGGAUCACAGGAACCUGUUCAUUUGAUCCAGUUUGGAUGUGGAUCUAAAACUGCAGUGAGGUUUGAUGCUAUUGUGAUUACUAUUCAGGUUAUCUUGGGACUCUCUUUGGUGGUACUGUCAAUACUAAACAGGCGUAUUCGGAAAAGAAACUACACCAAUUCGGGAGUGAAUGUGUUUGUCUACUUUUCCACUGUAACAGGAUUCUUUGCCAACGUUUUUGCAACUUCAGUCGGCACAACAACCCUACUGUUUGUGGUUAUUGUCUGGGAAACAUUCUUUCUAUCAUCUGUUUUGAUUCUCAGUGUAUUCCUCUUUCUUCCACGUGUAAGAGCGGCUCUUGCAUUUCAUGCUCACGAACUGUAGAAAUUUUCACUAUAAUCACUUUUUCUCCUUUAUACUGAUGAAUUCAUGUAGGCAUAGUAGCUGUUAUACUCUUUAGGAAUUAAAUUUGAAUUAAAAAGUGUGAUGCACUUAGAAAAGUAAGGGUUCGUUAUGAUUCUGCAGAACUUUGCCGUGCGAAAUUUAGUUAAAGUAUACAGAACUCUGUCCAUCUUGCAACGUACCUUUUCAUAGGAGCACACUAUUUGUGAGGGUUCAACUGUAAAACAGGCUU